UCGACAUUAACCAAAUUCUGAUAUGGAGGUCCAAACAUUUCCCAACGAAAUCGUCUUCUUCGAUCUAGAAACAACCGUACCGAAUAAAGUGGGGCAACAUUUUCACAUUCUAGAGUUCGGUGCGAUCAUCGUAUGUCCAAGAAAACUUGAGGAGCUAGAGAGCUUCACAACGCUUAUACAACCUAAAGACUUGUCAGUGGUCUCAAUAAGGUCGUCUAGGUCUGAUGGGAUCACAAGGGCUAAGGUUACAAACGCACCAAGUUUUGAAGAUGUGGCUGAGAAGAUCUUUGAUUUGUUGAACGGUCGGAUUUGGGCAGGUCAUAACAUUAGAAGAUUCGAUUGCAUUAGGAUCAAAGAAGCUUUCGCUGAGAUCGGUAAAGCUGCCCCUGAACCCUCAGGGAUCAUUGAUUCUUUGGGGUUAUUAAGUGACAAGUUUGGCAAAAGAGCUGGUAACAUGAAGAUGGCAAGUUUGGCAGCCUAUUUUGGUCUUGGAGUGCAAAAACACAGGAGUCUCGAUGAUGUUAGAAUGAAUUUAGAGGUCCUCAAGCACUGUGCAACAGUUCUUUUCUUGGAAUCUACACUUCCCAAUCAAUUGGAAGGAAAAUGGCAAAGUUCUUCAAAGAUCAUGACAAGAAGUCGAAGUAAUUACCAAAUAGCCCAAAGGGCAAUGCCUUACUCGAAGGGUAGUCUCGGGAAGAUAACACAGAACGUGAAGAAUCUGCUAAGCAAAGCUCAAGGCAAUCAAACUCUCCAAAGCUUGAUCAAUCAUUCUCAUUCUUUGCUUUGAUGAUUAUUGCAAGAAUGAAUUUAAUUGUAUAUA
Molecule: messenger RNA, 820 nt
Organism: Arabidopsis arenosa
Lineage: Eukaryota; Viridiplantae; Streptophyta; Magnoliopsida; Brassicales; Brassicaceae
Source: the annotation of a GenBank genome assembly